Molecule: messenger RNA, 2107 nt
Organism: Vigna radiata var. radiata (mung bean)
Lineage: Eukaryota; Viridiplantae; Streptophyta; Magnoliopsida; Fabales; Fabaceae
Product: scarecrow-like transcription factor PAT1
Exons: 2
Coding region: 327-1958 (543 amino acids)
Biological process (GO): regulation of DNA-templated transcription
Cellular component (GO): nucleus
Molecular function (GO): sequence-specific DNA binding; DNA-binding transcription factor activity
Source: RefSeq, a predicted model, not a curated record
AGAGUUGUCACCGAGCAUCAUAUUAACACCAACCAAUGCUUUCUGAGUAGUUUUUUCUUCAUUGGAAUAGCCUUGUCUUCUACUACACUCCCCCAUGCUCUGAGAUUCUAGUUUACUGAGCUUUUCCAACCCUGCAAUUUUCUCAAAUCUUGGUAAGGAAAUGACAGAAGAUCAUGUUAAUAAGAAGAGAACCUGAACAAUUCAGGGCCAUAUCUGUUAUGUUGCAAUGAGGAUCAAUUAACAGCUAUCUCUAGGCCACUAUUGUCCAUUGUUCUGCUUCAAGGUACAAUCUGAAAGAGAUCACUUGAACCACUACAGCAGUUAUAAUGCAGGCAUCAGAGCAACAUAGAAGUUCAAGCAUGUACUAUCAACCAUUACAACAAAUUGAAGCCUACUGCUUGCCGCAGUAUGGGAACCUUAAUCAACAGCUAUAUUACCAUGGUGGAAGCCAUGGAACUCACUUUUCAACUCCAAGUUCUUCUGAACUUUACUGUACAUUGGAAUCAUCAUCUGUAGCUGGCAGUUUCACCCUUUACAACUCUCCUUCAACUGUUAGUUUCUCACCUAAUGGUAGCCCCAUAUCACAGCAUGACUCUCAGUCAUAUCCACCUGACCAGUAUCAUUCCCCUGAGAAUGCCUACGGCUCUCCAUUGAGUGGCUCCUGCAUAACCGAUGAUUUAAGCAGCUUCAAGCACAAACUGAGAGAGUUGGAAAGUGUAAUGCUUGGCCCUGACUCUGAUAAUCUUGAUAGUUAUGACAGUGCCAUAAGCAAUGGAAACAACUUUGCUUCACCUGAGAUGGACAGCUGGAGACAAACAAUGGUGGCAAUUUCUAGCAAAAACCUGAAGCACAUCCUUGUUGCAUGUGCCAAAGCCAUUGCGGACAAUGAUUUGCUUAUGGCACAGUGGCUGAUGGAUGAACUAAGGCAGAUGGUGUCAGUUUCUGGCGAUCCAAUUCAACGGUUGGGAGCAUACAUGCUGGAAGGACUUGUUGCACGAUUGGCUGCUUCUGGGAGUUCGAUAUACAAAGCUUUAAGAUGCAAAGAACCAGAGAGUGCUGAGCUUCUCUCCUACAUGCACAUACUGUAUGAGGUUUGCCCCUACUUCAAAUUCGGGUACAUGUCUGCAAAUGGAGCCAUUGCAGAAGCUAUGAAAGAUGAAGAAAGGGUGCACAUAAUUGAUUUCCAAAUCGGUCAAGGAAGCCAGUGGAUAACUUUAAUUCAGGCUUUUGCAGCUAGACCUGGAGGGCCACCCCACAUUCGGAUUACAGGUAUUGAUGACUCACAAUCAGCUUAUGCCCGUGGUGGUGGACUGCACAUAGUGGGAAGGAGGUUAUCAAAGCUUGCUGAGCAUUUUAAGGUGCCGUUUGAAUUUCACGCUGCAGCUAUCUCUGGUUGUGAUGUUCAAGUACACAACCUUGGAGUUCGACCGGGGGAAGCUCUGGCUGUGAAUUUUGCAUUCAUGCUACAUCACAUGCCAGAUGAAAGUGUGAGUACACAGAAUCACAGGGAUAGGUUGUUGAGGUUGGUUAGGAGCCUAUCGCCGAAGGUGGUGACACUUGUUGAGCAGGAAUCCAACACAAACACUGCUGCAUUCUUUCCUCGUUUCCUUGAAACUCUGGACUAUUACACAGCAAUGUUUGAGUCAAUAGAUGUUACUCUUCCUAGAGUUCAUAAAGAGAGAAUCAAUGUCGAGCAGCAUUGUUUGGCAAGAGAUUUGGUUAACAUCAUAGCUUGUGAAGGGGUUGAGAGGGUGGAACGGCAUGAAGUACUUGGGAAGUGGAGAUCAAGAUUUGCAAUGGCCGGUUUCACUCCUUACCCUUUGAGUUCACUGGUGAAUGGUACCAUUAAGAAAUUGCUUGAGAACUACAGUAAUAGAUAUAGACUUGAAGAGAGAGAUGGAGCUCUUUAUCUGGGUUGGAUGAAUAGAGAUUUGGUUGCUUCUUGCGCAUGGAAAUGAGACAUGGGUAAUAUGUGACUCCUGCAAGUUUGACAGGGUACAAAGAAGAACCUAUGCCUCUUCAUUUUCUGUUCCAUUACUGUAAAAGUUAAUGAGAAAGUUGUAGACAUUAAAUCCAAUCUAAUAGUCUAUUUUCUUUGUUUCAAGCA